GGAAAAACGGAGUUCUUCCCCUCUCCUUUUUUUUCGUUCGGUUUUAAUUUCCUAGUUCAUGUAGGAAAGUGAAAAUCCUAAUGCUCUAUAAAAUAAACCAAUUAGCCCUUCGAAGAAAUUAAAACACAACCAUCAUGUCUUCUGAAAAGCUCUUAACUUUAAAGACGAGCGACGGUGAAGAGUUUGUUUUGGAAGAGGCAAUGGCUUUUAGGUCACUAACCAUCAAGAAUGCAGCUUCAACCAACACCAAUAAUAAUACUCCUCUGUCAAUUAAUGUCCAAAGCAAUACAAUGAUCAAAGUGAUUGAAUACUGGACGAAACACUCAGAGAGAGAUAUAUCAGAGGACCAGUUGAUGACUUUUGACAAGAAUUUCUUCAAGUUAAUGGAUAAAUCAAAAUUGUUUGAUCUCGUCUUAGCUACUAACUAUCUUGCCGCUACAGAGCUGUUGGAUGCUGCAUGCGAACAAGUUGCUGAUAGAAUCAGAAGGAAAACACCAGAAGAAAUACGUGAUUUUUUCAACAUCACUAGAGAGGAUGAGGAGCAAAUCUUUAAAGAGUUAAAUAAUUAAUUGCGUGCUACUACUGGCGGAGCCAAG
Molecule: messenger RNA, 596 nt
Organism: Lycium ferocissimum
Lineage: Eukaryota; Viridiplantae; Streptophyta; Magnoliopsida; Solanales; Solanaceae
Product: SKP1-like protein 11
Exons: 1
Coding region: 135-569 (144 amino acids)
Biological process (GO): SCF-dependent proteasomal ubiquitin-dependent protein catabolic process
Cellular component (GO): nucleus; cytoplasm
Molecular function (GO): cullin family protein binding
Source: RefSeq, a predicted model, not a curated record